ACAAACACGGAAACAGAGAAAGUGGACGUCAGCGUUGCAUUAGUGCUGGAUUCAUAGGUUUUGUAAAUAUUAUUUAUUUGCUUGAUAGCACAGGGGUACAGAAGCACAGCUCAAUUUUCGAUUUUUCAGUCUAUGGAUUUUCUGCAGCUGCUAUCAUGUGCGUGCAUCAUAUUCACCGUCGGGAUGUUCACGACGGGAUUGACAGACUUAAAGAAAAUGAAAGCCACGCAGUGUUCAGAUAACGUUCAGUUUCUGCCCUUCCUUACCACAUGCUUAAAUAAUCUAGGUUGGCUUUACUAUGGAUUACUGAAGGGAGAUGGAACGGUGAUUAUUGUAAACGUCAUUGGGGCAUCUUUACAGACCUUAUACAUCAUCACCUACUGUCAUUAUACCAAAGAGAAGAGGCGAGUGUUCUCACAGACGCUGGUGAUGGUGAUUGUGCUGUGUGUGGGCUGGGUGUAUUUUACUAUGGUGAUUCCUCCUGGAGAAGCUCAACUCUCUCAGCUGGGCCUCGCUUGCAGUGUGUUCACCAUCAGCAUGUACCUCUCUCCGCUCACUGAUCUUUUGGAUAUUGUGCGAACGAGGUCUGUGGAGCGCUUGUCUUUUUCCCUGACUGUCGCUACGUUCUUCACAUCGACAUCAUGGACGCUGUAUGGCCUUCAGCUCCAAGACUAUUAUAUCAUGGUACCCAACACCCCUGGUAUCUUUACUAGCCUCAUCCGCUUCUUCCUUUUCUGGUGGUUCGGAGCUGUCAUUCCAAACAAGCCCUCCUAUAAACUCAUCCAAAUCUGAGAGGGGAUUUACAUUGAAUCUAAUUAAGUGCCUUGGCCA
Molecule: messenger RNA, 831 nt
Organism: Rhinichthys klamathensis goyatoka
Lineage: Eukaryota; Metazoa; Chordata; Actinopteri; Cypriniformes; Leuciscidae
Gene: slc50a1
Product: solute carrier family 50 member 1
Exons: 6
Coding region: 133-792 (219 amino acids)
Biological process (GO): carbohydrate transport
Cellular component (GO): membrane
Molecular function (GO): sugar transmembrane transporter activity
Source: RefSeq, a predicted model, not a curated record